Messenger RNA from Drosophila persimilis, 5020 nucleotides. RefSeq lists its product as uncharacterized. The transcript has 7 exons. Lineage: Eukaryota; Metazoa; Arthropoda; Insecta; Diptera; Drosophilidae. The record is from RefSeq and is a predicted model, not a curated record. Bases 412 to 4587 code for a protein of 1391 amino acids.
GCCUGGCCUGCUGCUCAAAGUGCUCUCGCGACGGGCGUACGCAAAAACGACAAAAAAACGCGCGCGCGACUCCUUCUAAGUACUAUCUCUCUCUCUCUCUCUCUCGUCCUACCCUUUCGGCUUUGAUUAUCUGCAUCGGCACCGUGGUGCCAUCUACACCAUCUACAGACUCUUGGUGCAUAAACUCCCUGCAUACUUUCAGGCGCAAAUUGGAUUGAAACUUGACUAAGCACAUUUGUAAUCCAAUGCAGCUGAGAAGCUUUCGUGCUACAUCUCUUUGGCUACUUUAUUGCGAUUGAUUUACAAGAUAAAAUCUUGCAAUAAAAGCAAAAAAAAUAAAUAAACACAGACAAAAAAGAAUCAAACAAAGCGUGGAUCCAAGCUCCUGCUGGUGGUUGCUCCAUUAAAGCUAUGGCUCUGAGCAAGACCAGCAAAUCGAAAGCUGGCGCCAAAGACGAGCAAAAUGAACUGGUCGAAUUCGAACCCAAAGAUGACGAAGAGAGCAACGAGGCAGCGGCACCCAAUUGCGAUACAGAAGCUAUAACCAAAGAAGAGGAGUGGAUAACGAAGCGGAAGACAGAGCUAACCACGACCAGACAGAUCGAGACGAGAGUGAAAAGGCAGGUGAAGCUGCAGGAUGGCAAAGUCAUCGAGGACUCUGGCCCCAUUGUGUCAACGAACACCACCGAGGACACUGACAAACAGGAGACGGAAACAACUGAGAAACGCGAUUUGGACCUGCCCGAUGAUCUGGAUGGGAACGCCCAGCUGAUCGAUGUGGCAGCCCUGCAGGCUAGCGCCGUGAGCGAGUCGCAGCUGACCCAGCUGCAGGAGGCCUUCGGGCCGGACAGCGGGUCCGGUGGUAAGCUGGUGAAGCGCAUGGUCCCACGUCCCGUGGAUGGGCUGGUGCGGCAGGUGGACGAUAAGCGGGUAAUAUCGCACGAGGAGAUCAAGGACUACCACGAGACGGAGGAUAUUCGGCACCUGGGUGACUUUACGGAUCAGACCUACGUGAAGGCAGUACGCGAGGGAGCCGAGGAUCUUGAAGCCGUGCUCUGCUCGCCGGAGAGCCAACGUCAGCUGGUGCCACUGGGGCCGCAGGUGGUCGCCAAUCGGAGUAAGUCGCGCAAGACCAUCGACUCGGAGGACACGCAAAAACGGUGUCUGGCCCAGGAGGACGGGACGCUGGUGACCGAGAGCAAGCGGACCACCGAACACGAGCUCAUACUCGACGACGAGCUGCCCGAGAGGGAUGAACGGGGCCUGCGGUUCGGACUGGAGCAGGAGCAGGUGACAACGACGGCGGCAAAUCAACGAUACUUCCGCCAGCGCGACGAGCAGCAUGUGGAUGUGCUAGCCAACGGCAAGUUGCUGUCCACCGAGAUGCGCUACGCGGCCGAGACGACCCAGAUGGACAAGGACGGUCCCGGUGAAUUGGAGCGACCUGGUGACUGGGACAGCCUCUCGGACCGCAUGCGCAAGCUGCGGCGCUCCCAGCAGCAGCAGCAGAAGGAGGUGGCCCUGCUGGCCGAUCGCAAAGAUGCUCUGACCAAGCGGCCGCUCGACUUUGACCGCGAGGAGGAGACCCGCAAGGGCGAGACGAUGAAGUGGCUGGAGUCGCACUUUGGCAGCGAGUCCACUGCCUCCAACGACUCGCGUGACGACGAGGCCGAAGCCGAAGUGGAGCCCACCAAGAAGAGCUACUUCAAUGUGACCAUCAAGUCGCAGAGCCAGCCGGCGGCUCAUGUGCAUGCUCAUGGCCAUUCCCAGUCGCAGCUGACCACCCAGCAUCCACAUCAUCCUCCCCAGCAUCACGCCCAUCACCCGCAGACCCUGCCCCGCAGUGCAGAGAGGGAGAGGGAGCGGGAGCGGGAACGAGAUCGGGAACGUUUGCCUCCCGCCAUGGCGGUCCCAGCAACCACACUCGAGCGUAAGCCAGCGAACCAGAGUGGGGCAGGACGCUCCAAGUACUUUCAGGGCAUAUCCAAUUGGUCGGAGCGCAAGGAGGCGGGACCACUGGUAAAUCACUUCUCGUCGCAGGCCUUCCGCGAGGACCUCCAGGAGACAAUACGGCGCAACGGGCUCAAGAAGAAGAUAAGCGGCCCCACUUCCAGCCAGGGAUCGGGACUGGGAACGACUGCCCAUGCACCGGACAGCCUGGCCAAGGACAGCUAUGUGAGCCGAGAGGAUAUCCUGCAGCAGAAGCGCCAGAGCCUCUCAUCGCAAUUCCUGGCCCGCUCCAUGCGCGGCUCUCACGAUGCCCUCGACGACUUGGAGGCCAUACCCGGCCCGGGACCAGCGCCAGUGCCGCCACGACCCGAAGAGCCGUCGCACAAGCGAGUGGCGUAUGGACAUCGCCACAACAACAGCAAUCCGGUCAAUGGAAUUGCCCCCGCUGCGGUAAACGGUCGCGGGAAGAGCUACGAGCCCGCUGCCCCAACGCCGCCCCUAACGUCUCUGGCUUCCAUGGAGUUUUCCGGCAGCAGCAGCAACCUGGGCCUGGCUCGGCCCACAGUACCGCAGCGUCGACGUGCCAUCGAGAAAAAGCUGGGCGAGCACAGCCAUGCCCACGUCCAUGUGCCCGUCAAGGCGACCGCACCCCAGCCAUCGCUGGAGCCACCGCCAGACUAUUCGCCGCCACCUCGCAGCCGCAGCCGCUCCUCGUCACCGCAGGUUGACUACCUGAUGACGCGGCCGCCCCGGGAGGUACCCACAAGCACGAUGACCCUUAGCCGGAAGCAGCAGCAGCGCACACGCUUCGCCCCAACGUCCAACUACCCGCCAGCAUUGGGAGGGGGCGCGGGCGUGAGCACAGGUACUCUCCGUCCGGGGGCCACAUCUGCCUCCACCUCAAAUCUGUCUGCGGUCAGUGGCAGCGCCGGAGGCGGAGGCGGCCUUAGCAAGCCCAGCCGGAUGGGCCAAGUCAUAGGGAACUCGCUGCGCAAGCUGGUCAGCAAGAUCCGUUCGGCCAGCGCCGAGCGGAAGUUCCGCAUGAAAUCCGCCUCCAGCAAGUCCCGCGAGCAGUCGCCCAGCCAAGGUCACGGCGGAGGCGGUGGCGCCCCUGGUGGACCGGGUGCUGGGGUGACUACCUAUCAGCAGUACAAUGUUAUAGAUGGCCACAUCGGGGGCGGGCACCGUCACAGCAGCAACGAUUCAGAGGACUCGGCAAGCGACAUUCAGCACCGAAGGGAGCGCGAUAGAGACAGAGAACGUGAACGUGAACGGGAGAGGGAAAGAGAUCGCGAACGGGAGCGAGAGCCUCUGAAGCCCGAGACGCAAUCCACGCUAGCCAUAUCAACGCAGUCGGGACGACAGACCUUCAAGCGAGCCGAGUCCGCAGAUCCCCAGCUGCAGCACCUGGAGCAAACGAUCAGUCCGCGUCAACGGUACUACCUGGGCGAGGAUCCCUACUCCAGCACCCUCUACGGGAAGGAGAACAUCUAUGAACGACGCCCGCGCCAGCGCUACGACCAGCGCGUGGAGGAACGAGCAGAUCGAGAGCGGGACCGGGACCGGGACCGGGAGGACGACUAUUACGAGUCGCGGGCUCCGCCGCCUGUCACCUCGUCACAUACCCUGGGACGCUACCAGAAGCACGGACAGCGCUUUAGCGGUUCCACGCCCAAUCUCCACCAGCAGCAGCAGGACUACCGAUCGGCUCAGACGUUGCCCCGCAAAAUGCACGAACACCGCUACAGCCUAGAGAAGCCCCUACCGCCCCACGGUCGUUCUACUUCUACCUAUGUCACGGCCCCCCCGGCACCGACUUCACUGCAGCAACAGCACCAGCAUCAUCAGCAGCCGCAUCCCCAGCAACGUGGAGUGAGCCAGGUCCAGGCAAUGCCGCAGGGUCCGGCAAAGCCUGCGCGCACCUAUGCCAAGGUCUUGAACCGCAGCAAGAGCUUCAAUGUGCACGGCAUGAACGGUAGCAAUGAUCCUAGUCCCAUCUACAUAGAAAAGCUGACCAGGAACAACUACAGCGGCGGAGUAGCCGGAGGUGGCAACAGUAACUACAGCAAUGGCUAUCAACUGAGGCAGGAACAGGGGCUUGGCCAGAGCCAGAACUACAAGUCCAAUCCGCAUUUGUUCUCCGGGAAAGACAACUCGUUGAAGAGCGGCCUCAAGAGUCCUUCCAUUGUCAAUCUGAUCAGUCGCAGUCAGAAGGAUCUGACCAAGAUAGCCACUGGCAACGAGGACGACCCGGACCUGCCAUAUCAGGAGGAUAAGAAGCAGAUGUACUUGCGUGGCCUGCACCAGCAGGCGCCAGAUCUCUAUCGGGUAAUCCACGGCGAUGAGGACUACGGUCCGCGCAGCCCCUCCACCAAUGGCCACAAGUAUCCGCUGCAGCCCAAGUACUCGCUGGAUUCGCGGUCGCCGCCGUCCGUCGAGCUCAACAAGGACACGGCGAGCAUCGUGCGUCGCAGCAGCGAGGUGGACUCCAAGCACCAGCACCAGCACCAGCACCAGCAACAUGUCCACACACAUCACCAGCAUCUGCAGCAUCCACAGCAGCAACAGCCGCAUCUGCGACGGGGUUCCGGGGCGACCAUCAUAGAGCUACGUAAUACUGCCGGCCAUCGAAAGUGAUUUGCCAUCGCUCUCUCUCUCUCUCUGUCUCUCUCCCUCGAUAACCACUUCUCGUAUGCCGUAUGGUCGAACACAGCCACACACAGUAUGCCAAUGUAUGUCUCUGUCUCUGUCUAACUAUUUGCUGUCUCGCUAUUUGCUCGCUAACAAAUGCCCGGCCUUGGCUUUAGUUUUAUUUGACAAGCAGCAAAUCAAAAUAAAAGGCCAAACUUAAUGGAUGAUCAGAAAUCGAACGAAAUCGCUACCAUUCCUGCUGUCCUGCCACGCCUCUUCUAAUCGUAAUCUACAAUAUGUUGAUUAUAAUAAUACCUAAAUUUAAAUGCAAUAUCUAUAAUAUUUCGAUUAAAUUUUUUGUUUUUUUUUUAUACUAAUCUUAACGUUUGUUGUAUAGAUACCGUUGUAUGGAUAAACUAACUAAAAUAACUAAUAUUAA